UAGGUAUGGCGAUGACACUGAUUGUCGCAUCGCUUAUCUGUUCUAGGCACAAGUAUUAAUAAAUUACGUGGUCCGAAGAAUCGGCAGUCUCGUGCGAACUCUUGCGCAACAGGCCGCUAGACGGCCCGCGUUAAUACACACUUUAAAACCAAAAUAAGAUGCAUCAGCCAAGAAGACUGCGGAUCACCGUGAGCAUAAUACUAUGCUUCAUGCUCCAAGCUCAAGGUGCCGACAAGUACACGGACGAGAACAGGCCUUACGAGUUCGGCUUCAAGAUCGACGGCCAGCAGCACAGGCAUGAAUCCAAAGACAAAGACGGGAUUAUCAUGGGCGAGUUCGGCUUCAUCACGGCAGAUGACGUGUACCAUGUCACGGUAUACGCCACCGACAAAGAUGGAAAAUUCAGGAUUUUGUCCAUGAAGAAUAUCCACUUGAAAGCAUCUCCUGCUUCAAACAAUGGAUCGCCAACAUCGGCACGACAAGGGCAUGCUCUGGCAUUACCACCUCCUAAACCGGCUUCUGUACAAGCAUCAGCACCAUCAGCUCCGUCAGCAUUAACACCACCUAAACCCAUAUCUAUAGAGCCCCCAGCAAGGUCAUGCUCAUCUUGCAGUCUACCUACAACUACCACGCUAGCACCGCCACCUACCUACAUCCAGGCACCUGACAAUAAUAAUUAUAACAAUCCGAACCAAUUCGGUGCACCAGGUGCAAGCCCUCAAGGUCAACAAGGUUUCCCACCAUCAUCUUCACAACAAAAUGCCCAAGGUGGGUUCAGUGGUUCAGCAUUUGGUCCUCAAGGUCAACAAAACUACGCACAGCAAGGACCGGUUGCCCCUGGUAGCGUGGGCUCACAACCUGGCCAGGGUGCACAAAACUAUCCGGGCUCCGGCUCACCAAACUACUCCCAAGCACCAAGUUCUCCGAAUGGUCCUAACAACUACGCCCAAACUGGAGCUGGUUUCCCUUCAAGUGCGCAGAGUCAAGGGCAACCUGGACUGAGUCAAGGUGGACCUGGCCAAAAUCAAGGAGGAGCUGGCCAAAGUCAGGGAGGUUCGGGCCAAAGUCAGGGAGGAUUUGGCCAAAGUCAGGGAGGAUUUGGCCAAAGUCAAGGUGGAUCUGGACUUAGUCAAGGAGGAGCUGGACAAAGUCAAGGAGGAGCUGGACAAAGUCAAGGAGGACCUGGCCUUGCUUCAGGAGUUCCAGGAAUCGGUCAACGAAGCAGUUUCGGUCAGGAUUAUUCUCAGCAAGGCGGACCACCCAAUGGACAAAGUUCGUUCCCACAAGGAGGGGCACCAUCUUCUGGUGCACCAGGAGGAGGAAGGACUUCCAAACAAUAUGUUGGACCUGAACAGCAGUUCGAUUCCCAAGUAGGACCAAACGGUUCUCAAGGCCCAAGCACUGCUGUGGGAGGCCAGCGUGGCGCAACUAAACCUACACUGUUUUCGGCUCAGAUGCAAAUCGUUGACAAAAAUACUGACAUAAACGCACUCCGCCCUGGUGAACAAAAAGGUUUACCUCCAGGUCUUACGCAAGACGAUAUGACUCAACUACUGUAUACUUUUAACUACACCGUAGGAUUCCAUGGACAUUUCGAGGAAGGGUACGCGAAUGGUGUGAAGAAAGGAUACUACUACGUUACUGGAAGGAAUGGCGUUCGAACGAGGAUUGAUUACGUAGCUGAUGAUUCUGGGUUCCAUCCUAAAGUAUCUCAGGAUGUACUGGACUUGUUAUCUGAUGAUGUUCCUAAGCCUGAAACAGAGAAGGACGAUAAAUUCGGUCUCAAGGGCUAUGAAUUCAAAUGGCUGUUUUAUCCAGUUGAGUCUAAAACGCAAUAGAUAUGGAUUUUAGUAAGCGGUCGAGUGCUAAUGAACCUAGUGUUCGGCCGUUAACGUUGGUACAAGGCAAAAGAACUUCAUAGCUUUACUACAUUUUACUAUUAAUUUUAGGAUAGAAUAAUAUAAUUUACAAUAAGAUUUUAUAAGUAUAGGUAAGAUUAAAGUUAAUGAACCACUGCCAUGUAACUGCCAUAACGUAGUGAGCAAUAAAUGUAACUAUUAGUAUUCUGAAUAAGUUUUCAUAGAAAUGCAGGAAAACAAGAAGUUAAUCGUGUGGAAACAUGUUUAAAAAGAAAUAAAAAUGCAAUAUAAUAAAAA
Helicoverpa armigera (cotton bollworm) is the source of this 2156-nucleotide messenger RNA. It is a transcript of the gene l(3)mbn, whose product is annotated as protein lethal(3)malignant blood neoplasm 1. Gene Ontology annotation, molecular function: structural constituent of chitin-based larval cuticle. The transcript has 4 exons. NCBI's taxonomy places the organism in Eukaryota, Metazoa, Arthropoda, Insecta, Lepidoptera, Noctuidae. The record is from RefSeq and is a predicted model, not a curated record. Bases 159 to 1838 code for a protein of 559 amino acids. Gene Ontology annotation, cellular component: chitin-based extracellular matrix.